Molecule: messenger RNA, 3124 nt
Organism: Magallana angulata
Lineage: Eukaryota; Metazoa; Mollusca; Bivalvia; Ostreida; Ostreidae
Product: adhesion G protein-coupled receptor L4-like
Exons: 29
Coding region: 8-2824 (938 amino acids)
Biological process (GO): cell surface receptor signaling pathway; adenylate cyclase-activating G protein-coupled receptor signaling pathway
Cellular component (GO): membrane
Molecular function (GO): G protein-coupled receptor activity; protein binding
Source: RefSeq, a predicted model, not a curated record
UUUAAAAAUGGUUAUUUACGAUCUUUUAAUUUUCAUGGAAAUUUAUUCUAUUACAGCAGAUGCAAAACGAGCCUGUUUCCAGGGCUGGAACUUUUACAAAGAUCGAUGUUUCAAGGCGUUUAGAGAAGCCAGACCAUGGGAAGAGUCACGUGACCAGUGUCGUCUGUUUCCGCACGGAGACUUGGCUAGCUUCACCAGUGCAGACGAUCAGCAUGCUGUUCAGAGUGAGGUUAUUCGGGACACAUCGGAAUCCUACUGGAUAGGACUGCAUUCCAAUGGAUCAUCCUGGAUAUGGACCACAGGAGAGGACAUCACUGCUUUCUCGAGCUUCCCAGACGGCGCACAGCAACAGAUAGAAUCAGGAAACAACACGUAUCAUCUGUGUGUUGAACUUAGGAAUAACCUGUGGACUGGCAUUUCCUGUGACGUCGGCUGUUUCUAUAUUUGUCAGUCGACGACUAUUAACUGUCAGCAUGACUUAGGGUGGAUGACCACCGUUUCCAAGCAUUGUAUCAAAGCGAUGACGUCAUUAUCCGGAUGGUACGAGGGGCGGGAUAUUUGUAGGUCCCAUGGCGCGGAUCUAGCUCGGUUCCACACCAAAGCAGAACUAGACUACCUUCAACAGAAUUCUAGUGUUUCAAAAAAUCUGUAUUGGGUAGACCUUGGCUUAUCCGGAUCAAACUGUAGAGGACUCAAUGUCACCCAAAACCACGUGGUGCCGUUCCUUGCAAGCUGCAACGUUCAACACGUGCUGAUGUGUGAAAUAAGUUCGUGUGCGUCUCGCGAGGGUGAAUACGGAUGUAACAGUUUGUUCUGUAUAUCACGGACUCUGCUGUGUGACGGACACCCAGAUUGUCCAAACGGAAGUGACGAAACACCCUCAUUAUGUGAUAAAUACACAACCAGUGCAUAUGCACCGGAAACAGUUACACAGGAAGCCAUAUUUGAUUUCACUUCUUCUUUCGGCAACAGUACAUGUCUUGCUCCCAUGGAUGAAACAAAGCUUGCCAUUCUUCAGUGCCAGAAAGUUGUUGUAGGCGUAGCAAGAAAACAGUGUUACCGAGAUAUUGCUGGGUUGUUGGAUGGACGCUUGGGGAUAGUAGAGGAGGUAGUCGGCGCCUUACAUCCUCAGGAACGCGUGAAGGGUUAUUUAGAUAUCUAUGACGCUCUUUUGUCCAUUGAAGCAGGAAGUGAUCAUUUUGUAAACGUGAACCAUAUAAUGAAUAUUUCAACCGUCCUUGAAAAUGAGGAAAGAUACUUGUCAUCUAGGCGCUUUUAUGACGAUGUAUAUGUAGAAGAGAGGGAAAAUAUAGUGUUGCGAAUCGAGAGGAACGUGUGGAAGAAGGAAUCGAAUUCCAGCCUUGUAGGGGACUACUCUAUGCAGUUCUUAAACGACCACAUGGGAAAACCGCGAGUAGAUGGACACUUUCAUAUUCCGAGUCUUCCCCAAGCAAACGUAACUAUGGUAAUGCUGCUUUUUGACAGACACAUGAAGGGGCACCGGACUACUGGAAAUACGUCCGACGGAGUAAUCAGGAUAAGCCCUGUGCUCUCGUUGUCUGCCUUUAAAGGAGAGGUUUCCCUGAGUCUGGAACACUCAUUCACACUGCGCCAUUACCCAUCAGUCGCUGAGACUAUUAACGGAAAUGAUGGAACCAAAGAAAGAGGAAUCGAGUGCGGGUAUUUAGAUCAACAAACCAGGUUGUGGUCCUAUGAAGGUUGUUUUGUGCUCCACACUUCCCUUUUGAAUACGACGUGCUUCUGUAACCACACUACAAAUUUUGCUAUUCUGAUGCAGGUCAAAGAGUUUGAGAUUCCCAGUAGUCACAGUAUGGCCCUCAAUAUUGUCACCUAUAUCGGAUAUACCGUCUCUUUAAUCACCCAGCUUUUAGCCAUCAGCGUUUUCUCUUGCCUACCAUCGUUGAACUCGGAGAGAACAUGUGUGCACAGGAACCUUUGUUGUGCCAUAACUGCAGCACAGCUGCUCUUUUUGACUGGUAUUAAAGCAGUUCAGAUAAAGUUUAUUUGUUCUGUUGUGGCACUUCUACUGCACUAUUUCUACUCUGCUGUUUUUGUGUGGAUGUUGGUUGAGGGACUUCUGCUGUACAGUAAAGUGGUGCAAGUGUUCGGCAGUGAAAAGUCCAGAAUAGCUUACUAUUAUGCAUUUGGAUGGGGAGUCCCUUUAAUCAUUGUUGUUAUAUCGGCUACAUCUAACUGGAGCGGAUAUGGAACAGAAAAUAGUUGCUGGUUGUCUAUGGCUAACGGUGCUGUCUGGGCGUUCGUCGGUCCCGCUGUGUCUGUCAUCAUCGUGAACAUGGUGAUCCUAUGGUUGGUAGUUCGAAUUGUAAUCAAUCUGGAGAGAUGUGACGAAUACAGACAAAUAAGAUCUGGUCUGAAGAGUGCUAUUUUCUUACUUCCACUGUUGGGCCUUACCUGGAUAUUUGGUCUCCUGGCUGUAAAUAAAGACACAGUCAUUUUUCAGUAUAUUUUUGCUUUCCUUAACUCAUUACAGGGUUUCUUCAUAUUUUUAUUCCACUGUGUCUGCAACUCAGAGGUCCGACAAGCUGUAAAACGAAUGCGAGAGAGACGAGUUUUAUCCAAACAAGAAUUUUUAAACGCUUCAGAAACACAAAAUCAAAGUGGUGGGGCAUGUUCCCUCAAAAAUGACCGGAUGCUAGGAAAACCAAAUGGUGAUACAUUAAGGAACGUUUAUCCACCGUUACACAUGACGUCGUCGACAUGCAUCAGCAGUAAUGGAAACGUCUUAUUUGACAACUUGAAGCUUGAAGAUGUGACUAGAGAGAAUGACCUUGUAUUUAUUUGACUUACUCCAAGAAUUGGUAUAAUUGUACAAUUAACAUUAAAGGACAUACAUAACUGUUAUGUGAUUCACUGAGAAAUUCAGUAAACUUUGUGUCAGUUUUCAAUGAUGUUGUAUAUUACUUGACGAAACUACAUACGGUAGUUUGGGAAACCACCAUUUUGUGACGUACGUCAUAUCGAAAUAAACUUAAAAUCAAUUGAAAUUUUACAUUUUUUUCUUUGAAAAUAUUGAUAUAUAGCAGCGAAGCGCAAUGGAUUAGAGGUACUUAUUCGAAGUUAUAAGUCAUGAGUUUGUAUUCUG